UUCAUUGAAUUCAAUUUUUGUAUUGCUUGAUUACAAUAGAUUGGAAAAGUUAGUAUUCCUGCUUAAUGUUUAUUAGAUCAAUCUGUCUGAUUUCUAUAGUUUGCCAAAGGGAAAUUGUUGGAAAUUUGAAUUCAUUUUGUACGAAAUAGCACCCGCCCUUUGCACAAUUAACACAAUCAACAUGUGCGACUUGCACACAGCUGUUCGCCCUCCAGUUGGACUUUGACCACCAUCAGGAUUUUGAUUAGCUAACGCAAAGCCUAGCAGGUUCCUCUCGCCCAGAUCAAGAUGAUUCCACGAAACGUCCAAACUGUCCGCAGGAUAAACGUAUUGAAGCGGAUUCUAGCAAGCAGUAACAGUGCGGUAAACGGGAGCAAUUGUUUCGUCGGGUGGCACCGUUCGACUUCGACCAGCGCCACCAUUCGAAUAGACGACGUAGAGAAGCAGAUCCAUCCGCCCAAACAACCCGAGCUGGUUCCCAGUGGUUACGUGAACGUGAAAGCGGAAACGGGCGAAGCGCAGCUGUCCCAAACACGGCUGCAUCACCUGCGUUGGAUGCUACAGAAGGACAACCUGGGCCAGGAUAUGAUCCUGCUCGGACGGCCGGGCAAUCUGAGGAGAAAUCUGAUUAUGCAAUACUCGGAACUAACGCGCCGAGAAGUUGAAUAUAUUCUGCUGAAUCGGGACACCACCGAGAGUGAUCUGAAGCAACGGCGGGAAAUUAAGGACGGCACGGCGACCUACUACAACCAGAGUGCCGUGCGAGCGGCCACCGAGGGGCGCAUUCUGGUCAUCGAGGGGGUGGAGAAAACCGAACGCAAUGUGCUGCCAAUCUUGAACAAUCUGCUCGAGAAUCGUGAGAUGCAUCUGGAGGACGGGAGGUUUCUGAUAUCCGCCAAGAAUUACGACAGUUUGCUGGAGAGAUUCAACCGAGAGCAGCUGGACAAAUGGGGCUUGGUUCGAGUUUCGGAGGAUUUCAGGGUGAUCGCGUUAGGGCUUCCGGUUCCGAAAUACAGAGGAUCGCCGCUAGAUCCACCCCUGCGCUCAAGAUUUCAAGCUCGCGAUGUCAGCGAGUUGCCUUACCUGGAUAUUCUCACGGAAGUGAAGCAGCUUGCGGGUAACAAAAGCCCGGAUGUGCUGACGAAGUUGACAUCGUUUGGAUUUAGUGUUCUCUCGUCGGCUUCGACACUGCCAGAUUUUCCCGUAGACAACCUUCGCUACGUCGGAAUGCUAAUCGACAAUAAUCCGCAUCUUUCCGAGUUCAGUUUACUGAAUCGGCUCUAUCCGUUUCCAGUGUUUCUGGAGAAGGAAGGCGUAAGUCUUACAAUGUCUCUGAUGGAAUCAUUAAAGAUCACUCCAGAGAAAGAGGCUUCCUCGGAAAUAAUAUCCGUUGAGCCGGAUAAUGAAGAUUCGCUUCUGAUAAAUUUGAAAGUCAACUCUCACCCAAUCAGCUUUACCAUACGAAAGUGUAAAUCGGAUGUUCGAAGUCCUCCUACAUCUUACCGGAAGACCAAUUAUCAGCAAAAUCUGCUCGCAGAACUCAUUCAGUCCGCUGCGGUGGGGGAUGUGUGCUUGAUCGGACCCAAAGGUUGUGGUAAGUCAAUUCUGGUGAAUGAGCUCUGCAGUUUGCUGGGUCAGGAGAUAGAAACGAUGGUCCUGUAUCAGGAUAUGACCGCGCGGGAUCUCAUCCAGAAGCGUACAACAAAACUCAACGGAGACACAAUCUGGCAGGAUUCUUCCUUACUGCUAGCUGCCCUGAAUGGUCAUGUAAUCGUGCUGGAUGGAAUCAAUCGGUUGCAUCACAGUACCCUGGCAAUCCUACAUCGACUAAUUCAUGAUCGGGAGAUGCAGCUUUACGAUGGUCGGCGUCUGAUGCGUCACGAUCGGUACGAUCGUCUGCUUGAGAUGGGUUUCACGGGUGAAGAUUUGUCUGCUCGUGGGAUUCUGCGAAUCGACCCAGCGUUUCGCAUCAUAGCAAUGGCCGAGCCUCACAAAAAAUCGGGGGGUACCAAUUGGAUGAACCCGGAAACGUUAAAUCUUUUCCUCUUCCAUGAAAUUCGUGGUCUCAGCAGAGAUGAAGAGUUGAGGGUUAUCGAUUCUUUGUACGGACCACUCGACGAUACGAUGCAUCAAAUCUUGAAAGUGGCACAGUAUCUGCGAGGAGCCCAGGAUACAACGAUGCGGAACCUGGCGGAGAACCUUUCCACCCGGCAGUUGCUCCGAAUCGCUCGUAGGCUUCACGAAUAUGGCGAGCAUCUCUCCGAUCGUAGCGCCUGCAGUAUUCUCCACAAUACAUUCCUCACCAAGUUCAUGCCUAACCUGCCGAGAAGCGUUCUGGAGAACGCCCUCCGAGCGUGCGAUGUCUCGCAGGGAAAAGAGCGGCGACCAGAGGAUGUGGCGAUCUCCACUGACAAUGGCGUUCUCCAAAUCGGAAACACCAGCGUUCCGAUCUAUCAAACCGAAGCGGUUAGCAAAGUGCCGGACAUUGUCUUCUACAACGUCCCACAGCACGUGAAACUCAUGGAGAGGCUCCUGCAGGACUUCACCCUCGGAGAGCAUCUGUUGCUCGUCGGAAACCAAGGCGUCGGCAAGAACAAAAUUGCCGAUCGACUGCUUCAACUCAUGAACCGCCCCCGAGAGUACAUCCAGCUGCACCGAGACACCACCGUACAAUCCUUAACCCUGCAGGCGAGUAUACGUGAUGGCAGGAUCAUCUAUGAAGACUCACCGCUGGUGAAGGCCGUGACCAAAGGUCACGUACUGGUGGUGGACGAAGCAGACAAAGCUCCCAUCCACGUAACCUGCAUCCUGAAAACCCUAGUCGAAAACGGUGAAAUGAUGCUAUCUGACGGACGGAAGAUUUGUCCCCCAUCGAAGACUCCAAGUUCUGAAAAUGACAAACUUAUAUACACCCAUCUCGACUUCCGUAUGAUCGUCCUUGCCAACCGGCCAGGAUUCCCUUUCCUGGGGAACGAUUUCUUCGCUGCUCUUGGCGAUCUGUUCUCGUGCCACGCCGUGGACAAUCCUUCGCCCAACUCGGAAAUCUACCUGCUAAAACAGUACGGCCCUGACGUACCGGACGACACAAUCCGCCAGCUGGUGGACGCUUUCUCCGAGCUGCGCGAUAUGGCCGACAGUGGCAUCCUGAGCUAUCCGUACUCCACCCGUGAGGUCGUGAACAUCGUGAAACAUCUGCAGAAGUUCCCCGACGAUAAUAUGGCGGAGUUGAUCGGUAAUGUGCUGGACUACGAUCGGUACGCUCCGGAGACGCUGGAUCAGGUGACCGGUGUGUUGCUCAAACAUGGACUAGCGAUCGCGCCGUACGCCAAGAAUGAGCUGGCCGCCCUGCGGCGACAGCGAGAGAUUCAGAUGACCGUUCAGGCCAAUAGUGGGAAGGACGUGUCUAGUCCGAAGCACGGAAAGGUCGAUCCGAACAAUGAUCCUCACGUGGGUGGCAAUACGUGGGCGGGGGGUUCCGGUGGUCGGGAUACAGCCGGCCUGGGUGGAAAGGGUGGUCCUUAUAGGUUGGAUUCGGGGCACAAGGUUCAUCAGUUGUCGGACGCUGAGAAGGACGAUAUUCCGGAGCAUGUGAAGCGAGCGGCGCGUGAGAUGAACAGAAAGGCAUUCGAAGAGAAGCUGAAGGAGAUCCAAAUGAGCGGGUACGAUCACAAAGUUUACAUGGAGUUCAGCGGACCAGUGCAGAAGCAAGUUCAGCAGUUACGUGUCAUUUUGCAAGCGCUUCAGGCGAAAAGUAAGGAACGCCACUGGCAGAAGCAUCAAACCUCGGGAGAGAUGGACGACACAAAGCUAGUGGAGGGCAUCACGGGCGAGAAAAACAUCUACAAGAGACGGGUGGAGCAGGAUCCCGAACCGGGACAACCCCAGGAGAAACCGAAGCGACUCAAACUGGUGGUAGACGUUUCCGGCUCGAUGUAUCGAUUCAACGGGUACGACGGUCGACUGGAUCGCCAGCUGGAGGCUGUCGUAAUGGUGAUGGAGGCUUUCGACGGGUUCGAAACCAAGAUAAAGUACGACAUUGUGGGACACAGUGGGGAGGCGGUCGAGAUUCCGUUCAUCAAUGUCAGCAACCCACCGAAGGACGACAAGCGACGGCUGGAGACGAUCAAGAUGAUGCAUGCGCACUCGCAGUUCUGCUGGAGUGGUGAUCAUACGCUGCCCGCUGCACGGAACGCGGUCGACGGAAUGGCUAAGGAGGAGUGCGAUGAAGCCAUUGUGGUGGUGCUGAGCGAUGCGAAUCUCUCACGGUACGGCAUUUCGCCGCGCAAUUUGAACGACAUACUACAGAAGCAAUCCCCGAAGGUGCAGGCGUAUGUGAUCUUCAUCGGAAGCUUGGGAGAUGAGGCACAGUUAAUCACUAACAAUAUGACGGCCGGAAAAAGUUUCGUGUGUAUGAAUCUCGAGCAGUUACCCCAGAUAUUGAAGCAGAUUUUCACUGCCUCUGUGUUGCAGUGAUCGGAGUUUCCUUACUUCAAUUGGUGCUAUGUUUUCCUACUAUUGGGAUUAGAUACAGAGUAUAGGAUUACGGUAAAUUUUCCAUAGAUUUAUAAGACAAAAGUUGAUUAUUAAAAUUGUAAUAA
Molecule: messenger RNA, 4598 nt
Organism: Toxorhynchites rutilus septentrionalis
Lineage: Eukaryota; Metazoa; Arthropoda; Insecta; Diptera; Culicidae
Gene: c12.2
Product: von Willebrand factor A domain-containing protein 8
Exons: 5
Coding region: 289-4473 (1394 amino acids)
Cellular component (GO): cytoplasm
Molecular function (GO): ATP binding; ATP hydrolysis activity
Source: RefSeq, a predicted model, not a curated record